UAUUAGGAUUGUUUUGCAGUUACAGCCAAGGUCAGAGAUUGUCUUCUCCGGGCAUGUCGGCAUCUCUACAAAUCUAAAACUCUCUCUCUCUCUCUCUUUGACCCGAAACCGACCUUGUUCCUCCUCACCGUUUUACAGCCAGCGAUCAUGUCAGACGCUCUGAUCAAUGGACUUGCUGGCGCCGGCGGUGGAAUAAUAGCUCAGACGAUCACUUUUCCUCUUCAAACAGUGAAUACAAGGCAGCAAACAGAAAGAGAUGAGAGGAGGAAUGAAGGAACUAUAGAGCAAAUGUAUCAGGUUGUAAAGAGAGAAGGUUGGAAUCGGCUAUAUGGUGGCUUAACACCGUCAUUAGUUGGUACAGCUGUAUCUCAGGGUGUCUACUAUUACUUCUAUCAAAUAUUCAGAAACAGAGUGGAGGCCACUGCCCUUGAACGUAAAAUAAGGGGUAUUGGUGAUGGAUCUGUGGGGAUGCUCUCCUCGCUUGCCGUGGCUGCACUAGCUGGGUGUACAAAUGUUCUGCUGACUAAUCCAAUAUGGGUAGUGGUCACUCGCAUGCAGACUCAUACAAAAAAAACUCAACCUGGAAAUGCUCCAACUAUUGACUCAGAAGGUGCUGUUCUAGUCAAGAAGGAGCAGUUGCCCUUCGGAACUAGCAAUGCUAUUCAAGAAAUCUAUGAUGAAGCUGGACUAUGGGGAUUCUGGAAAGGUGUCUUCCCAACAUUAAUAAUGGUCAGUAACCCCUCAAUACAGUUCAUGCUAUAUGAAACUAUGUUGAAGAAACUGAAGGAAAGGCGUUCCUUGAAUAAGAAAAGUGGUGUCACAAUAACUGCUCUGGAGAUUUUUCUCCUUGGAGCUUUGGCCAAACUGGGAGCAACUGUUGUAACAUACCCCCUUCUUGUUGUCAAGUCACGACUUCAAGCAAAGCAAACAACUGGUGGAGACAAAACGCGUCAUUAUAAGGGUACGCUUGAUGCGAUAAUGAAGAUGAUACAUUAUGAAGGGUUGUACGGGUUCUAUAAAGGGAUGAACACGAAGAUCGUCCAAAGUGUUCUUGCCGCUGCUAUACUAUUCAUGGUUAAGGAAGAAAUUGUGACAGUAGUUCGUCGGGUGUUAGUUAAGGAGUCCAAACAUGGUGGUCUCAAGCGAUGAUGAAUUAAAAACAUUGCUACUACCCAUUGCUAUUCAGAUUUAACAGAUGAUGAUGAAAUUAGGUCUUUUCUACUACUUUGGGAUGUCUGUUUCUUGUCUGUUUGGGGCUCUACUGAAUAAGAGCUUUUGAUGAUCGAAAAUGGAGGUCUAACUAGCUUUUUAAGUUAGGGCAUCAUUUUUCUUUCGGUUUGUAGAAAAUGGAGGAAAACAUAAUUGUAGUACCUGAAUCUUAAAGUUCAAUAAUGAGUCUCAAA
Messenger RNA from Impatiens glandulifera, 1403 nucleotides. Its product is annotated as peroxisomal nicotinamide adenine dinucleotide carrier. Gene Ontology annotation, biological process: nucleotide transport; transmembrane transport. The record is from RefSeq and is a predicted model, not a curated record. NCBI's taxonomy places the organism in Eukaryota, Viridiplantae, Streptophyta, Magnoliopsida, Ericales, Balsaminaceae. Bases 148 to 1149 code for a protein of 333 amino acids. The transcript has 11 exons.